Messenger RNA from Sinocyclocheilus rhinocerous, 486 nucleotides. Its product is annotated as RNA-binding protein 26-like. NCBI's taxonomy places the organism in Eukaryota, Metazoa, Chordata, Actinopteri, Cypriniformes, Cyprinidae. The transcript has 3 exons. The annotation marks the transcript as partial. The record is from RefSeq and is a predicted model, not a curated record. Gene Ontology annotation, cellular component: nucleus. Gene Ontology annotation, molecular function: RNA binding.
CUUUAUGAGAUGACUGAGACUUAUGCAUGUCUUCAGCUGCUGAUAUCUAAGCUGGAGAAGAACAAGUCCAUGAAGACGGAGGAUAAGGCUCAGAUCAUGCUGACCCUCACCACCCUCACCAACAGCAUCACCAGACUACAGGAGCAGAUGAAAGGACUGUCCAGUGCUAAUGCCCUCAGGACCACACUCAAGAGCAAAGCUCAGGCUCAAAAGGAGCUCCUGGACACCGAGUUGGACCUUUAUAAGAAAAUGCAAGCAGGAGAGGACACUGCUGAACUCAAGAUCAAAUAUACUCAGCUGCAGUUAGAGGCUGCCAAAAGGGGGCUUCUGACCCCAGGACGUGGGAGGGGGGCCCACGGCAGGGGUCGGGGGGCCCUGAGGAGCCGAGGCCGAGGGAUUCGAGGACGCGGGAGAGGAGUCCCAACUCACGCUGUGGUGGAUCAUCGACCCAGAGCUUUACAGAUCAGCGGUUUCACUGAGGCAGAU